Podospora anserina S mat+ is the source of this 1068-nucleotide messenger RNA. RefSeq lists its product as uncharacterized. The record is from RefSeq and is a predicted model, not a curated record. NCBI's taxonomy places the organism in Eukaryota, Fungi, Ascomycota, Sordariomycetes, Sordariales, Podosporaceae. The transcript has a single exon. Bases 1 to 1068 code for a protein of 355 amino acids.
AUGGUCCAGCGCGCCUUUUCCCAAAUUGAGGGCAUGGACCAGGCGUUGAGAGCGUUGUCCGUUCGCGAGCAUCACGCGCCGGACAACGAGAUCUACGAGAUGAUGAUGCGGCCUCGCAAGGAGAGUGCCGUCACAAAGGAAGCUCGGUUCGCUCGUGAACGGUCGCUCAUUGCGUACCGUCACGCCCAAGCCGAGAAGGAGAAAGAGAUCAAGGCUUUGGUGGUUGUUUCUCCCGCUGCUGUCACUUCGGUGACUUUAGCACCAGCCGCCGCCGCCGCCGAUACUCCCUUCGUCCUUCCUUCGGACGCCCCAGCCCAGGCCACCGCCGUCGCACCAACCUCUUCCGAUGAUCUGAUGUCGGAACUCCGCGUUGCCCUCGCCGCGCGCGAACGAAGCAUCCGGAAGACGACGCGCGACGACACCCCGGCCAAGCUGAAGGCUGCCAAUGCCACUGUUCCCGCCACGUCAUCCAGUGAAGAUGAGUGGGUCACCACGGAUGAGAGUGAUUCGGACGAGCCUCGCGGCUCUGAAGAUGACGAUUCCAAGUCUGACGUCGAUUCCGAAGGUCCCCGCGGGCCAGAGGAUGAUGACUCUGGCGACGGUGAUGAGGACGACGCGCCACCGAGCGUCGCCUCUUCCAUUCUAGCUGUUGUGGAUGGUGAGCAAGCUUCACCGAGCGAACCCACCGCCGACGCCGUCGAUGACAACGACAAACACGGUUCCCCUGGUCCGUCCGGAAACCCUGCUCUGCCCGAAGCCGAAGUGUCUUUUGACUCGGAAGCUGGUGCGCGUGAGCAGGCCGGCGGUUCCACCCGUGACGUUGCCGUCACCGUCGGCGGUGACAAGCAAAGUGAGGACACGGAUGACGAGCCCGAGACCUCUUUGGAGGAGGAGGAGGGUGAGAGUGAUUCUUGCGUUGGUGUUGACCAGCAGUUGCUCGUUACACAGCUUUAUCCACCGCUACCCCCGAGCCCAACGACGACGACCACGCGCGGUGAAGCGGAGACUUCUUUGGAAGGGGAGGCCGAGCAGAAGGUGCUGUCUCGCGACAGGGCGGAAGUGGUUUGA